UCAGACCCUUUUGGGCCUGUUAGGGACUCUACUAGAAGAGGAAAAGUCACAGUGGCAGGCUAAGCUGCCAGCCUUGCUUCAGGUAUAUAAUAACACCACACAUAGAACUACCAACCUGACACCCCAUUUCAUGGUCUUUGGACGCCACGCACGCUUGCCAGUAGACUGGAUCCAUGGAGUAACAGUGCAGGGGGAUACCCAUGUUACAAAUGGCUGGGUCCAACACCAACACCAGCUCCUAGGGAAGGUCUACCGCUUGGCCCAGAAGCACUCCCGGCAACAACAAGGACGGGACAAGGCACGUUACGAUCGGCGGGCCCGCGCACCAGACCUUCUUCCAGGGGAGCGGGUUCUGUUAAGACAUUUCCGACGACGAGCACAGGGUAAGCUGACACCCCGUUGGCUCCCCACACCCUUUGUGAUUGUGGAAAGGGUGUACCCAGACGGACCCGUGUACCUCAUUAAGCCGGAGGGAAGAGAGGGGCCCACCAAAACUGCUCACCGCAACAAUCUUCGGCCUUGCCCUGUAACUUUCCCCCAGGAACCUACAGUGGCAGUGGAACCAGAACCACCACUAGGGCGAACCACAAGCCAGAGUGGCACUGGUGUAAACCAGAGGAGGACCUACUGGCCCCUGACCUUUUAUGGUCGAAGACCGGUACCUCCAAGAGAGCCCGAACCCCCAGCAAUCCCUGAAGACCCUCUCUAUGGGCCAGACAGCCCCGUCCAAGAUGCGCCAGCCAGCGCCGAUCCUGGGCUGUCCGGACCCCGGGUUGCUGCCGCUCUCCAAGGUACCAAGGACCUACCCCUGCGCCGCUCCACCCGUUCCACUCAAGACUUCUCCUUGGGGCUCACUGAUCACUCUAUUGCUUUCACCUGGACUAAUUAACGGGACACUUACCUACCAACCUAUCUGCGGGAGCGAGGGGCAAAGAGGGGGAGUACAAAAAGAGGAAACAACGGACGUACCAGAGACACGGCAGGGACAACGAGACGGUGGCAGACGAACCGAGCGGCUGCAACGGAUGGAAACGGACGAGAGCACGCCAUCUUCACAAGGAGCUGCCGUUGUUGGGUGAUCGAUACGCACACUUCCUAAACUAAGGGACGUAAGCCUUUCCUGACGUUUUAAACGUUCUAUUGCUGCUGACUACGUGGCCUAUAUAGUGUGUUUAUAUUGUGCCUGUUUAUCCGAGGGUUGCUGAUUCCCACUUCCGGAUUGGAACUACACCUUCCAUCGGUACGACGAGAAGCCAGCGUGAAUUACAACUCAACGCCCCCAAUAUGCAGCCUAAAGGAAAGUAAAACAUCUACUCCCAUCCUAUUGUGUUGCAUAUUAAACCGACUGAGUUGUAAUUGUUCCUUUUGUGUUGGCGUUGGUGGCUGGGCUGGGAGGCCGUGACUGACGUCACUGGGGAAUUCCAGGGAAGCCCUUCGUCGGAAGGGGGCGUCGGCCACAACGUCACUCCAAGCCCUCUGCAGGCUACACUGGAAAGAUCACGGCUGGAUUUACCACAAACGGACCCCAGCUGCCGGACAGCUUGUGACUGGACUUUCCUUGUGGACAUUUACCUUGUUUUAAAAGACUGCUUUUAAAACAUAAAUUAUCUUUAACUUGUUUUAACAAAUAAAACUAUUUUUGUAAUUAAAUACUGUUGGUACUUCUGUGUCCUGGGCAUUCGUACAAUUAAGGAGGGGUCAUA
Molecule: messenger RNA, 1703 nt
Organism: Clupea harengus (Atlantic herring)
Lineage: Eukaryota; Metazoa; Chordata; Actinopteri; Clupeiformes; Clupeidae
Exons: 2
Coding region: 131-889 (252 amino acids)
Source: RefSeq, a predicted model, not a curated record